Salvelinus namaycush (lake trout) is the source of this 2109-nucleotide messenger RNA. RefSeq names its product rho-related BTB domain-containing protein 2-like. Gene Ontology annotation, biological process: small GTPase-mediated signal transduction. Gene Ontology annotation, molecular function: GTP binding; protein binding; GTPase activity. The transcript has 10 exons. NCBI's taxonomy places the organism in Eukaryota, Metazoa, Chordata, Actinopteri, Salmoniformes, Salmonidae. The coding region runs from base 13 to 2109 and encodes 698 amino acids. The record is from RefSeq and is a predicted model, not a curated record.
CGCUCUCGCUUGAUGGAUUCUGACAUGGACUAUGAGAGGCCAAACGUUGAGACUAUCAAGUGUGUGGUGGUAGGGGACAACGCUGUUGGGAAGACCCGCCUUAUCUGUGCCCGGGCCUGUAAUGCAACACUGACUCAGUACCAAUUGCUUGCUACGCAUGUACCCACUGUCUGGGCCAUAGACCAGUACAGAGUUUGCCAGGAAGUUCUGGAGCGAUCUAGGGAUGUGGUGGAUGAGGUCAGCGUGUCGUUGCGACUCUGGGACACGUUCGGGGACCAUCACAAGGACCGACGCUUUGCAUAUGGAAGGUCGGAUGUGGUGGUCCUGUGUUUCUCCAUCGCCAACCCCAACUCCCUGUACCAUGUGAAGACCAUGUGGUACCCUGAGAUCAAGCACUUCUGCCCCCGGGCUCCAGUCAUCUUGGUGGGCUGCCAGCUGGACCUGCGCUAUGCUGACCUGGAGGCAGUCAACAGGGCACGACGGCCACUAGCAAGACCGAUUAAAUCCAAUGAGAUUUUGCCUCCAGAGAAGGGCCAUGAGGUGGCCAAAGAGCUGGGAGUGCCAUACUACGAGACCAGUGUUGUGGCUCAGUUUGGAGUAAAGGACGUAUUUGAUAACGCCAUCCGAGCCGCCCUAAUCUCACGGCGCCACCUGCAGUUCUGGAAGUCUCACCUGCGCAAUGUGCAGCGGCCCCUCCUCCAGGCGCCCUUCCUGCCGCCCAAACCCCCACCUCCCAUCAUCACUGUACCACCUCCCCCCACCACCACUGAGGAGCAUCCUGGCCGUCUUCUAGAGGACCCCCUGUGUUCCGAUGUCAUCCUGGUCCUACAGGAGAAGCAGAGAAUCUUCGCUCACAAGAUCUACUUGGCCACGUCCUCCUCCAAGUUCUAUGACCUUUUCAUCCUGGACGCCCGACCUGAGGAGUCUGAGCGGCCCACGCGCGCCACCGCUCUGUCUGGCCGCGAGAUGCUGAUGCGUGCUGCAAGCUUCGAUGUGUGUGAGAGCACUGACGAGGGCGACAGGGCCAACCUGCGGGCCUGCACCAGUGAUGGAACCCUGAGAGACUCUGAGGGAGGCCGGAGGGGCAAACUGCUGUCUACCUUGAGCAGAGCUUUUGUCAGCAUCCAGGAGGAGCUGGUGGAUGACCCAGUGACCUACAACCCCAGGCCUAUGACCGUGGUGUACAUGGACCAGUCCAUGCAGCUGGGGCCCUUCCGCGCUGUGCUGCGAUACCUGUACACAGGCCAGCUGGACGAGCACGAGAAGGAGCUGAUGCACAUUGCACACAUUGCUGAGCUGCUGGAGGUCUUUGACCUGCGCAUGAUGGUGGCCAAUAUUCUUAACAACGAGGCCUUCAUGAACCAGGAAAUCACCAAAGCCUUCCAUGUACGACGAACCAACAGAAUCAAAGACUGCCUGGCCAAAGGCACCUUCUCUGAUGUAGCGUUCAAGCUGGAUGAUGGAACGAUCAUGGCCCAUAAGCCCCUGCUCAUCUCCAGCUGUGACUGGAUGGCAGCUAUGUUUGGGGGGCCCUUUGUGGAGAGCUGCACCAAAGAGGUGCUGUUUCCCAACACAACUCGCAGCUGUAUGAGGGCUGUGCUGGAGUACCUCUACACUGGGCGCUUCUGUUCCCGCACUGACCUAGAUGCCAUGGAGCUCAUUGUUCUCGCCAACCGUCUUUGCCUCCCACACCUGGUUGCACUUACAGAACUCUACACAGUGACAGUAUUGAUGGAGGCUGCUAUGAUGGGGGCUGAUAUUGAUGGAGAUGUGCUGGUGUACCUGGAGAUGGCUCAGUUCCACUGUGCCCAACAGCUAAGUGGCUGGUGCCUUCACCACAUCUGCACCAACUAUAAUAGUGUGUGUCGCAAGUUUCCUCGAGACAUGAAGGCCAAAUCUACAGACAACCAGGACUACUUUGAGAAGCACCGCUGGCCACCAGUGUGGUUCCUGAAGGAGGACGACCACUAUCAAAGAGCACGGAAGGAGCGGGACAAGGAGGACUUCCUGUACCAGAGGAGGCAGUGUAAACGCAAGUGGCUCUUCUGGAACCUUCCCUCUUCUCCCUCUGCCAACUCUUCCUCUUCUGGUUCCAAUGCUGUCAUCUGA